Lycium barbarum (goji berry) is the source of this 1819-nucleotide messenger RNA. RefSeq names its product 1-deoxy-D-xylulose 5-phosphate reductoisomerase, chloroplastic. Gene Ontology annotation, molecular function: protein binding; NADPH binding; 1-deoxy-D-xylulose-5-phosphate reductoisomerase activity. Gene Ontology annotation, biological process: isoprenoid biosynthetic process. Lineage: Eukaryota; Viridiplantae; Streptophyta; Magnoliopsida; Solanales; Solanaceae. The transcript has 12 exons. The record is from RefSeq and is a predicted model, not a curated record. Bases 202 to 1629 code for a protein of 475 amino acids.
GUACUACUGCAACCUUCUUGCGAGCCACAUAUUAAUCCAAUAACUAACGUUUUACCCACAAGAAGACACACAGUACCAUCUCUCUCUCUCUCUCUCUCUGAACGGCUGUCACUAACGUUAUUGCCAAAUACUGCACUUUGGUUUUGUAAUAAAUUUCCUUUGGCUCACUUGGUUGGUGGGAGAAAUCAAUAGUGAUUGAAAAUGGCCUUGAAUUUGCUAUCCCCUGCUGAUAUUAAGUCCAUCUCUUUCUUGGAUACCUCUAAGUCCAGCUUCAAUCUUAAUCAUCUCAAGUACCAAGGUGGGCUGUCUAUGAAAAGAAAGGAGUGCAGUGGGACAUUUGCUAAGAGGGUUCAGUGUUCAGCUUCAGAACAGCCACCUCCAGCCUGGCCUGGAAGAGCUGUUGCUGAGCCAGGCAGGCAGAGUUGGGAUGGUCCAAAGCCUAUCUCUAUUGUUGGGUCAACUGGCUCUAUAGGAACUCAGACAUUAGAUAUAGUUGCUGAGAAUCCAGACAAGUUUAGAGUUGUUGCACUUGCUGCUGGUUCAAAUGUGACUCUUCUUGCUGAUCAGGUCAAAACAUUCAGACCAAAACUAGUUGCUGUUAGAAAUGAGUCAUUGGUUGAGGAACUCAAAGAUGCUCUUGCUGAUAUGGAAGACAAGCCUGAGAUUAUACCUGGGGAGCAGGGUGUCAUCGAGGUUGCCCGCCAUCCGGAUGCUGUCACCGUAGUUACAGGAAUAGUUGGCUGUGCAGGUUUAAAGCCUACAGUGGCUGCCAUAGAAGCAGGAAAGGACAUUGCUUUGGCCAAUAAAGAGACUCUAAUUGCUGGUGGUCCAUUUGUCCUUCCUCUUGCACACAAGCAUAAAGUGAAGAUUCUUCCAGCGGACUCAGAACAUUCAGCUAUAUUCCAGUGCAUACAAGGCUUGCCAGAGGGUGCUCUUAGGCGCAUCAUAUUAACUGCUUCUGGAGGGGCUUUCAGGGACUGGCCAGUUGAGAAAUUGAAAGAAGUUAAAGUAGCUGAUGCUUUGAAGCAUCCCAAUUGGAACAUGGGAAAAAAGAUUACUGUUGAUUCUGCCACUUUAUUUAAUAAGGGUCUCGAAGUUAUUGAAGCUCACUACCUUUUCGGAGCCGAGUAUGACAACAUUGAAAUUGUCAUCCACCCCCAAUCCAUCAUACAUUCGAUGGUGGAAACACAGGAUUCAUCAGUAUUGGCACAGCUGGGGUGGCCUGAUAUGCGCUUGCCCAUCCUUUAUACUUUAUCCUGGCCGGACAGAAUUUAUUGUUCGGAGAUUACUUGGCCUCGCCUUGAUCUUUGCAAGCUCGGAUCAUUGACAUUUAAAGCCCCUGAUAAUGUAAAAUACCCAUCCAUGGAUCUGGCCUACUCUGCCGGGCGCGCUGGAGGGACCAUGACUGGAGUUCUGAGUGCAGCAAAUGAGAAGGCAGUGGAAUUAUUUAUUAGUGAGAGAAUUAGCUACUUGGACAUAUUCAAGAUUGUGGAGCUAACCUGUGCGAAGCAUCAGGAGGAGUUGGUAUCUUCUCCAUCACUGGAGGAAAUUAUACAUUACGACUUGUGGGCUCGAGACUAUGCAUCCAGUUUGGAAACAUCAUCUGGUUUGAGUCCAGCUCUUGUAUGAUUUGGUUUUUGGUGAGCAUGUUGAGAUGAACGUGUUUACCCAGUAAAAGGAAUUUGUAUAGGGUGGUGCAAUAUGCAAAUGUGUACCGUAGUGAAUGUAAUAUGAUUAGGUUACAUGUACUACAUCAGGCAACUCACCCUUUUGAGUAAAUUCCUUUUAUACAUGCAAUUCAAUCUAUUUCUUUCUUGGA